AAAAAAACCCGCCCAAAGCCAUAUCUUCUCUCUGUUGCCAGACGAUACAUACACCUCUACUUACAUUCCCUCAGAUUCUCGCCACCGCGCGCGAAUGGCGACGCCUCUGAGCCUAUCAUCGGUGCUCUCCACGAGGCUCGCUACUACUCACUCCGUCUUCCCCAUCCGUCGAAGGGAGUUUAAUAGGCGGCGGAUCAUCCUCGUAACGUCCUGUGCCGGAGGAGGAGGAAAACCGACGAUUCUCGUGGCGGAGAAGCUCGGCCAGGCGGGGAUUGAACUGCUGAGAAAGUUCGCUAAUGUUGAUUGCUCGUAUGAUCUGAGCCUCGAGGAGCUCUGCACGAAGAUCUCGCUCUGUGAUGCGCUGAUCGUCAGGAGCGGCACGAAAGUUGGGAGAGACGUGUUCGAGUCUUCGCGCGGCAGGCUCAAGGUCGUGGGACGUGCUGGGGUUGGGAUCGAUAACGUCGAUUUAGCGGCGGCGACGGAGUAUGGUUGUUUGGUUGUGAAUGCUCCGACUGCGAACACGGUGGCUGCUGCCGAGCACGGGAUCGCGCUUUUAACCGCCAUGGCUAGAAAUGUUGCUCAAGCUGAUGCCUCUAUCAAAGCUGGCAAGUGGAUGAGAAGCAAAUUUGUGGGUGUUUCACUUGUGGGGAAGACUCUUGCUGUUCUUGGUUUUGGUAAAGUUGGAUCAGAGGUUGCUAGACGAGCAAGAGGACUCGGGAUGCAUGUGAUUACGCAUGAUCCUUAUGCACCAGCGGAUCGUGCACGAGCCAUUGGUGUGGAACUAGUUAGCUUUGAAGUAGCUAUUUCAACUGCAGAUUUCAUCUCUCUGCAUCUGCCUCUCACUGCCGCUACAUUAAAGAUGCUGAAUGAUGAGACCUUCGCGAGGAUGAAGAAAGGGGUGCGUAUUGUGAAUGUUGCUCGGGGUGGAGUUAUUGACGAGGAAGCUCUCUUGAGGGCGCUUGACUCUGGUGUUGUUGCUCAGGCAGCUCUUGAUGUUUUCACAGUGGAGCCGCCUGUUCAAGAUAACAAAUUGGUGUUACAUGAGAGUGUAAUUGCCACGCCUCAUCUUGGUGCCAGUACUAUGGAAGCUCAGGAAGGAGUGGCUAUAGAAAUCGCAGAAGCAGUUGUUGGAGCUUUGCAAGGAGAACUUGCUGCUACCGCGGUCAAUGCACCAAUGGUUCCACCACAGGUAUUGAGAGAGCUGAAACCGUAUGUUGUGCUCGCUGAGAAGCUUGGGAGAUUGGCUGUACAACUGGUAACUGGUGGAAGCGGUGUGAAUGCCGUGAAAGUGACGUAUGCGUCUUCAAGAUCUCCUGAUGAUCUCGACACAAGAAUUCUCCGUGCCAUGGUCAUAAAGGGACUCAUUGAACCCAUUUCCAGCGUAUUCAUAAACCUGGUUAACUCUGAUUACGUCGCUAAACAACGCGGUGUCAAAAUCUCAGAAGAGCGUAUGGUUCUUGACGGCUCACCCGAGAAUCCAAUUGAAUACAUAACUGUUCGGAUCGCAAACGUGGAAUCAAGAUUCGCCAGCGCGUUAUCUGCGUCCGGAGAGAUCAAAGUAGAAGGCAGAGUGAAACAAGGGGUUGCAAGUCUAACCAAAGUCGGGUUAUUUGAAGUGGAUGUGAGUUUAGAAGGGAGUGUGAUACUUUGCAGGCAAGUUGAUCAGCCUGGGAUGAUUGGUCAAGUUGGUAGCAUCUUAGGAGAUGAAAACGUGAAUGUGAGCUUCAUGAGCGUCGGUCGAAUUGCUCAGGGAAAGCAAGCGGUGAUGGCAAUAGGAGUAGAUGAACAACCAAGUAAAGAAACUUUGAAGAAAAUCGGAGACAUUUCUGCCAUUGAAGAGUUUGUUUUUCUUAAACUAUAGUCAUAUACUUUCCAUAGAUGCACAUAAGAACUCGACAUGGAUAUAUAAUCUUAUUGGAUGAUUCAUUCUGUACUAAUGAAUGAUACAAUUGAGUGUAUAUGAAACAAAUUACAUAGUUGCUUAUUUUUUCAAAA
Messenger RNA from Eutrema salsugineum, 1995 nucleotides. RefSeq names its product D-3-phosphoglycerate dehydrogenase 3, chloroplastic. Gene Ontology annotation, biological process: L-serine biosynthetic process. Gene Ontology annotation, cellular component: chloroplast stroma. The record is from RefSeq and is a predicted model, not a curated record. Bases 95 to 1861 code for a protein of 588 amino acids. Lineage: Eukaryota; Viridiplantae; Streptophyta; Magnoliopsida; Brassicales; Brassicaceae. The transcript is spliced from 4 exons. Gene Ontology annotation, molecular function: NAD binding; phosphoglycerate dehydrogenase activity.